AAGACGCCUUCACGCAUCUCUGAGCCACUCUCUUCAUGCUCUCUCGUCUCUGCCCAAUCCUCCGCCAUCUUCGUCUCUGCUCCACCGCAGGAACGCGUGAAAUGCCACGCGCCGCCUUUUACCACCAUGCCCGUCUCCUCCAACCCCAUUUCUUACGGUCUUCUCCGAGAACUGCUCUUGUGACCACAGCGAAUCGUCUCGAUGUUUCUUCCUCAUUGUCCACCUCGGAUUUCUCUUCCAUGUUCCGCCGGAGAUUCCACGCCCUUCGCAGCGGAGGAGGAAGAGACUGGAAGCUUCCAAAACCGGCGGGUCGUGUGUUUGCGGAGAGGAGAGAAUAUAGUAGGAAGAUGAGGAAGAGAGCACCUAAGAAGAAACAGGAAUUGGAGCUUAGUGUCAGUAUCUGCAUCGAGGAGCAGCUUCCUAAUGAUCUUGAGAUUCAGAAUAUUGCGGAAAUGCUUCGUCUCAAUGUGCCAAUGGCAAUGAAGCUAGCUUUUGAUGGAUUGAAAGAUUCUAAGUAUAAAACAAGAGAAACUGACAUAGAAGAUGUUGGUGGGUUUGAAACCGUGGAAUUGUCUGUAAUGCUUUGCAACGAUGAGUUCAUCUCUAAACUCAACAAAGAGUGGAGGGACGAAGAUCAUGCUACCGAUGUUCUGUCAAUGUCGCAACAUGUCCCUGAACUGAAGCUUCCAGUACUUAUGAUGGGAGAUAUCGUCAUUUCUGUUGAGACAGCUGCGAGGCAGGCUGCAGAGAGAGGGCACACCCUUCUUGAUGAGAUACGCAUUCUUGUGAUUCAUGGGUUGUUACACCUACUGGGAUUUGAUCAUGAAAUCAGCGACGAGGCAGAGAAAGAAAUGGAAGAACAGGAGGAGUUGCUUCUAAAGAGCCUUGGGUGGAAAGGGAAAGGGCUCAUUCAGAGUGCAUAUGACAUCGAAAAAACAGCUAAACCUCAGCCGGAGAAAUCAGAUGACAGGAAGAAAGGGGAUGGCCUAAGAUUCUACAAACCAAAGUUCUCUUAUAUAUUCUGUGAUAUGGAUGGCACAUUGCUUAACAGUAAAAGUCAGAUUUCAGAAGCUAAUGCGAAAGCUUUAAAAGAAGCCACUCUGAGGGGACUUAAAGUCGUGAUAGCUACGGGGAAGUCCCGCCCAGGUGCGAUCAGAAUCUUGAAAAUGGCUAAUCUAGCUGGAUCCGAUGGCAUUGUUUCAGAGUCCUCUCCUGGCGUAUUCGUUCAGGGCCUACUUGUCUAUGGUAGACAGGGGAAAGAAGUUUAUAGAGGAAACUUGGACCGAGAUGUCUGCAGAGAGACGUGUCGUUAUUCUCUGGAGCAUGGGAUUCCUCUCAUUGCAUUCAGCCAAGAUCGCUGCUUGACAUUAUUUGACCACCCUCUCGUUGAUUCUCUUCACACAACCUACAAUGAGCCAAAGGCCGAAAUCAUACCGUCGGUUGAUCAACUUAUAGCUGAAGCUGACAUUCAGAAAGUGAUUUUUAUGGACACGACCGAGGGAGUCUCAUCUAUUAUCCGUCCGUAUUGGUCAGAAGCUACAGGAGACCGUGCUAAUGUCGUUCAAGCUCAAUCAGAUAUGUUAGAAAUCGUCCCACCAGGAACCUCCAAAGGGAACGGUGUCAAAAUGCUACUCAAUCAUUUGGGCGUUUCAGCGGAUGAGAUAAUGGCGAUUGGGGAUGGGGAAAACGACAUAGAGAUGCUGGAACUUGCUUCAUUUGGAGUCGCUAUGAGCAACGGUGCAGAGAAGACAAAGGCCGUGGCUGAUGUAAUCGGUGUAAGCAACGACGAAGAUGGUGUUGCUGAUGCCAUUUACCGAUACGCCUUCUGAGAUUACACCACCACCAGUGUCACACUCGACUCAAGCUUACAACAAUAUUAUACCAAAUUUCAUUAUUGAGGUUAAUUAGAAAGGAAAAAAAAAACAAUGUUCAUUCUUGUCUCAUUCAACUUUUGAAAGAAAAUGAUUGAUGACCAAUUCAUAGAACAAAUAUGGUGUUAGUUUAAAACUAUUCGAAACUAUUUAUUAAAACAAAGUGAUACAAGAUUCGA
This is a messenger RNA of Eutrema salsugineum, 2050 nucleotides long. Its product is annotated as endoribonuclease YBEY, chloroplastic. The coding region runs from base 36 to 1829 and encodes 597 amino acids. Gene Ontology annotation, biological process: rRNA processing. NCBI's taxonomy places the organism in Eukaryota, Viridiplantae, Streptophyta, Magnoliopsida, Brassicales, Brassicaceae. The transcript is spliced from 12 exons. Gene Ontology annotation, molecular function: metalloendopeptidase activity. The record is from RefSeq and is a predicted model, not a curated record.